Molecule: messenger RNA, 609 nt
Organism: Thlaspi arvense
Lineage: Eukaryota; Viridiplantae; Streptophyta; Magnoliopsida; Brassicales; Brassicaceae
Source: the annotation of a GenBank genome assembly
AUGCCAUUGUUAGUGGCUUUUGAUAGAGGCAUAAACCAGAAAUCAGAUGAUGUGGUAUUACUGAGAAAUUCAGUGGAAAGGUUCCAUAUUUCAGCUUUUCUAAUAUUUGUCUUGGCUCAAAAUAUGCGGGAAGCAGAAGGUCCUUGGUUUCAUAGUUUCCUUUCUAAUGCUUUCCUAGUUUUUGUAUGUGAAAUGAUGAUUGACAUAAUCAAACAUUCAUUUAUCGCUAAAUUUAACGACAUAAAGCCCAUUGCGUUCUCGGAGUUUCUUGAAGACCUUUGCAAUCAGACUUUGAACAUUGAAACGGAGAAUGGGAGGAAAAAUCUUACUUUUGUUCCUUUGGCACCAGCUUGUGUGAUGGGAGGGUUUCCUACUAAGAUUUUGACUACAGGAUCAAUUCAUAUACAAAGUAAUUCGAGUUUUGACUCCAGUAUAUGCUGUUCAUCUUCCUAUGGUCCACUUCCAUGGAGACUAUUUUGGAUUUUGCUUCUUUCUAUGAUGACAUUUGUCAUGCUUGCGAGUCUCAAAGUAAUGGUCGGCAUUGGCCUUAAGAAAUAUGCAAAAUGGUACAUCAAAAGGUGCCAGAAGAGAAAGCUUCACUCUGAUUGA